This is a messenger RNA of Lagenorhynchus albirostris (white-beaked dolphin), 6439 nucleotides long. RefSeq names its product microtubule associated protein 2 (gene MAP2). Gene Ontology annotation, molecular function: microtubule binding. Bases 295 to 6318 code for a protein of 2007 amino acids. Gene Ontology annotation, cellular component: neuron projection. Gene Ontology annotation, biological process: microtubule cytoskeleton organization; neuron projection development. The transcript is spliced from 18 exons. The record is from RefSeq and is a predicted model, not a curated record. NCBI's taxonomy places the organism in Eukaryota, Metazoa, Chordata, Mammalia, Artiodactyla, Delphinidae.
UCUUUUCUUUAUCCUUCUUCCCCUGCCCCGUCCCCCCCUCUGCUCCUUCUCCGGAGGACGUUAGGUCCUCAGGUCCCUGAACGGUGGCAGCGACGACCGCGGGUGCAUCCAGUUUCUGCGCCCAGGUUCUUCAGCUUGUUGUCUCUAACCGAGGAAACAUUGAUUGGAAACUACUCAUUCAGAAAAGUAAAAGAAAGAAACCAGAACAUAUUAUCAACCCUUUGAGAACACAAUAUAACAAACUUUACCAUUUUACUACUUCUUUGAAUAGGAGAAGUCACAGGACGUUGAAGAAUGGCAGAUGAUCGGAAAGAUGAAGCAAAGGCGCCUCACUGGACCUCAGCUCAACUAACAGAGGCAUCCGCCCACCCACAUCCACCUGAGAUCAAGGAUCAAGGUGGGGCAGGGGAAGGACUUGUCAGAAGCGCCAAUGGAUUCCCAUACAGGGAGGAUGAAGAGGGCGCCUUUGGAGAACAUGGGUCACAGGACACCUACUCAAAUACCAAAGAGAAUGGGAUCAAUGGAGAACUGACCUCAGCUGACAGAGAAACAGCAGAGGAGGUGUCUGCAAGGAUAGUUCAAGUAGUCACGGCGGAAGCUGUAGCAGUUCUGAAAGGUGAACAAGAGAAAGAAGCUCAGCAUAAAGAUCAGCCUGCAGCUCUGCCUUUAGCAGCUGAAGAGACAGCUAAUCUGCCUCCUUCUCCACCCCCAUCACCAGCCUCAGAACAGACUGUCACAGUGGAGGAAGAAGAAGAAAUGCUAGCGAGUCCAAUGGCCGAGGAAGAGAAACCUGCCACUCUUCCUGGGAAAGAGUAUGAGGCUGCCAAGGCCUCAGACCAGCCCAAGGGCCUCAGUGAGGGCCAAGUGGAGUCUAGUGCGGAGGCCCAAAUAGCUCCUGAAGAGAGCGCCCCAGCAGGGACCCCACAGGAGAAAAGUAUAAAAGAGGUCGCGGAGGUGUCUCCAGAAGUAAAAACCCCUUCCUCUGCCGGGGAAGGUUUGCUUACAGCCUCGAAGAUGGAGUUUCAUGAUCAACAGGAAUUGACUCCCUCUCCAGCCGAGCCAUUAGAAAAGGAGGAAAAGGAGUCAGAGGAAGAAAGUAAGCCUGGUGAAGACCUUAAACAUGCUGCCUUAGUUUCUCAGCCUGAGACAACUAAAACUUCCCCUGAUAAAAAGGACAUGCAAGACACAGAAGAAGAAAAAGUACCUCCCACUCUGUUUGGGCAUACUCUGGGUGCCAGCCUAGAAGACACAAAACAGAAGACAGAACCGAGCCUAGUGGUACCUGGUAUUGGCCUUCCCGCAGAGCCCUCAGCUGCAAAAGAGCAAAAGGACUGGUUCAUCCAAAUGCCAAUGGAAGCAAAAAAGGACGAGUGGGGUUUAGUUGCUCCAGUAUCUCCUGGCCCCCUAACACCCAUGAAGGAAAAAGACGUACUUGAGGACAUCCCCAAAUGGGAAGGGAAACAAUUUGAUUCUCCCAUGCCAAGUCCCUUUCAGGGUGGAAGCUUCACUCUUCCUUUUGAUGUCACAAAGAAUGACAUUGUUGCAGCAGCAUCACCCUUUGCCCCCGCCCUAUUACAGCCAGAUGACAAAAAAUCUUUGGAAGAAACUGGUAGCCCAGCAACUGCCAAAGAUAGUUCUAAAGUUGAAGAGCCCCAUAUGGAUCAACCUGACAAAAUGGCAGAAGCACCAGCCUCAGAGGCAGUUACAUCACCCAAAGAUGCUCACAUUUCGAUUGUGGAAGACUAUGUUCCGGAGAAAGGUUUAGGAGAAGAGAAAGGGGCAAUAAAGCAAGAGAGUGUGCAAAUAAAAGAGACUCCCACCUUCAGGGAACAGGAAUCUAUGCUUACUGAAAAGGAACCUCACCUAAAGCUUGAAGAACAAACAACCAUUUCUGACGAAGAAGCUGUGUCAAAAGAGAGUGAAGCCCCAAAAUUGACAGAUGAAGAAACAGGUGUAAUUCAGCCCUCCACAGAGCACGCUUACUCCAAAGAAGAACCGAAAGGCCAGGAGCUUCCCACAGAUAUAUUAAAACAGGACUCAUUCCCUGUAAGUUUGGAGCAAGCAGUUACCGAUUCAGCCGUGACCUCUAAGACACCAGAAAAAGUCAUGACUGAACCAGCUGCACUAAGUGAAAAGAGUGCCAUCCAGGAGCUUUUUGAAGAAAAAGUUGCUGACAAAGAUAAUGUUGAAGGAGUUGGAGCUGUAACAUCAGCUGAGCUUGACAUGCCAUUUUAUGAAGAUAAGUCAGGAAUGUCCAAGUACUUUGAAACAUCUGCCUUGAAAGAAGAAGUGACAAAAAGUAUCCAGCCAGGCAGUGAUUACUAUGAACUGAGUGACACAAGAGAAGGUGCCCAAGAGUCUUUUGAUACCAUAUCUUCCAUGUAUAAAAACGGCGACAAGGCACUUACGGCAGAGAAAGACUCCCAGCCCAGUGCUGUAGCACAAGAAGGAGGCUACAGCACUCUUGCACAGAGUUAUCCAUCUGACUUACCUGAAGAACCCAUUUCUCCUCAAGAAAGAAUGUUCACUAUUGAUCCAAAAGUGUAUGGGGAGAAAAGGGAUCUCCACAGUAAGAAUAAGGAUGAUUUGACACUGAGCAGGAGUUUAGGACUUGGUGGUAGGUCUGCAAUAGAGCAAAGAAGCAUGUCAAUCAAUUUGCCCAUGUCUUGCCUGGAUUCCAUAGCCCUUGGAUUUAACUUUGGUCGGGGGCAUGAUCUUUCUCCCCUUGCUUCUGAUAUUCUAACCAACACUAGUGGAAGUAUGGACGAAGGAGAUGAUUACCUUCCGGCCACGACACCUGCAGUGGACAAAGCCCCUUGCUUCCCAACAGAAAGCAAAGAAGAAAAAGAACAGAUAAAGGGGGAAAAAGCUACUGGAGAGGAAAACACCCAAGUCGAGCCAUCGUGUGAGUCACCUUUCCUAGCCAAAGAUUAUUACAAAAAUGGUACUGUCAUGGCACCUGACCUGCCUGAGAUGCUAGACCUGGCAGGCACAAGGUCAAGAUUAGCUUCCAUGAGUGCAGAUGCUGAGGUUGCCAGGAGAAAAUCAGUCCCAUCAGAGACUGUGGUGGAGGAGAGUAGUACUGGCUUCCCCCCUGUCACUGAUGAAAACCACGUCAUUGUUAAAACUGACAGUCAGCUCGAAGACCUGGGCUACUGUGUGUUCAAUAAAUACACAGUCCCACUCCCAUCACCUGUUCAAGACAGUGAGAAUUUAUCUGGGGAGAGUGGUUCCUUUUAUGAAGGCACUGAUGAUAAAGCACGAAGAGAUUUGGUCACGGAUCUUUCAUUGAUUGAAGUCAAACUGGCAGCUGCUGGAAGAGUCAAAGAUGAACUCAGUGCUGAGAAAGAAGCAUCCCCGCCUAUCUCUGGUGACAAAUCAGGACUGAGUAGGGAGUUUGAUCAGGAGAAGAAAGCAAAUGAUAAGCUGGAUACUUUACUAGAAAAAAGUGAAGAACAUGCCGAUUCAAAAGAACAUGCCAAGGAAACAGAAGAGGCUGGUGAUAAAGUUGAAACUUUUGGAUUAGGAGUAACCCAUGAGCAAGCUUCAGCCAAAGAACUGACAGUCUCAAAAGAUGCAUCACCUCUCAUGGCUGAGAAAGCAGAGAAAGGUCUUAGUUCCGUGCCAGAGGUAGCUGAAGUAGAACCAUCCCAAAAAGCUGAACCAGAGCUGGAUUUUGCUGCAAAGAAAGCUGACCAGGGUCAGUUAGAUGUUAAAAUCAGUGACUUUGGACAGAUGGCCUCAGGGCUACACAUAGAUGCUGGAAAGGCAGCAGAGCUUAAACUCAAGGCUACCCAGGACCUCGCCCCCUCAUCCACAGCACCUGAGGAGGCAGAUGCGUUUAUGGGUGUUGAGUCUGGCCACGUGAAAGAAGGCACAAAAGUUAGUGAGACAGAAGUCAAGGAGAAGGUGGCCAAGCCUGACCUGGUGCACCAGGAGGCUGUAGACAAAGAGGAGUCCUAUGAGUCCAGCGGUGAGCAUGAAAGCCUCACCAUGGAGUCCUUGAAAGCUGAUGAGGGCAAGAAGGAAAUUUCCCCAGAAUCUUCUCUAAUUCAAGACGAGAUUGCCAUCAAAUUGUCUGUGGAAAUACCCUGUGCACCUGCUGUUUCAGAGGCUGAUUUAGCCGCAGAUGAGAGAGCUGACGUCCAGAUGGAACUUAUUCAGCUGCCAAAAGAAGAAAACAAGGAGACCCCAGAUAUAUCUAUCACGCCCUCUGAUGUUACAGAACCAUUGCCUGAAGCCACUGGAGCUGAACCAGCAGAGGCUGAGAAUGAGGAAGAAGAGAUAGAAGCCCGGGGAGAUUAUGAUAAACUCCUCUUCCGCUCAGACACCCUUCAGAUUACUGACCUGGGUGUCCCAGGUGUCAGGGAGGAAUUUGUGGAGACCUGCCCUGGUGAACACAAGGGAGUGAUUGAGUCCGUUGUAACCAUCGAGGAUGAUUUCAUCACUGUCGUGCAAACCACAACUGAUGAAGGGGAGUCGGGUUCCCACAGUGUGCGUUUUGCAGCCUUAGAGCAGCCUGAGGUAGAAAGGAGACCAUCCCCCCGUGCUGAGGAAGAGCUUGAAGUAGAAGAGGCAGCUGAAGCCCAGGCUGAACCCAAGGAUGGCUCCCCAGAAGCUCCGGCUUCCCCUGAGAGAGAAGAGGUUGGACUCUCAGAAUAUAAGACAGAAACCUAUGACGAUUACAAAGACGAGACCACCAUUGAUGACUCCAUCAUGGACGCUGACAGCCUCUGGGUGGACACUCAAGAUGAUGAUAGAAGCAUCAUGACAGAACAGUUAGAAACUAUUCCUAAAGAGGAGAAAGCUGAAAAGGAAGCUCGGAGACCAUCUCUUGAGAAACAUAGAAAAGAAAAGCCUUUUAAAACCGGGAGAGGCAGAAUUUCCACUCCUGAAAGAAAAAUAGCUAAAAAGGAACCUAGCACAGUCUCCAGAGAUGAAGUGAGAAGGAAAAAAGCAGUUUAUAAGAAGGCUGAACUUGCUAAAAAAACAGAAGUUCAGGCCCACUCUCCCUCCAGGAAAUUCAUUUUAAAACCUGCUAUCAAAUAUACUAGACCAACUCAUCUCUCCUGUGUUAAGCGGAAAACGACAGCAGCAGGUGCUGAAUCAGCUCAGGCUCCCAGUGUAUUUAAACAGGCAAAGGACAAAGUGUCUAAUUCUACCUUGUCAAAGAUUCCUGCCUUACAGGGUAGCACAAAGUCCCCACGAUGCAGCUCAGCCUGCCCUAGUACGACUAAAAGGGCUACAUUUUCUGACAGUUUAUUCAUACAGCCCACCUCAGCGGGCUCCACAGACCGUUUACCAUACUCAGAAUCAGGGAACAAGGAUGGAGUAACCAAGAGCCCAGAAAAGCGCUCUUCUCUGCCGAGACCGUCCUCCAUUCUCCCUCCUCGCCGAGGCGUAUCAGGAGACAGAGAUGAGAACUCCUUCUCUCUCAACAGUUCUAUCUCCUCUUCUGCACGGCGGACCACUAGGUCAGAGCCAAUUCGCAGAGCAGGAAAAAGUGGCACUUCAACACCCACUACCCCCGGAUCAACCGCCAUCACUCCUGGUACCCCACCAAGCUAUUCUUCACGCACACCAGGCACUCCUGGAACCCCUAGCUACCCCAGGACCCCUCACACACCAGGAACCCCCAAGUCUGCCAUCUUGGUGCCCAGUGAGAAGAAAGUUGCCAUUAUACGUACGCCUCCAAAAUCUCCUGCUACUCCCAAGCAACUUCGGCUUAUCAACCAACCACUGCCAGACCUGAAGAAUGUCAAAUCCAAAAUUGGAUCGACAGAGAACAUCAAAUACCAGCCUAAAGGGGGGCAGGUUAGGAUUUUAAACCAGAAGAUUGAUUUUAGCAAGGUUCAGUCCAGAUGUGGUUCCAGGGAUAACAUCAAACAUUCUGCUGGGGGCGGAAAUGUACAGAUUGUCACCAAGAAGAUAGACCUAAGCCACGUGACAUCCAAAUGCGGCUCUCUGAAAAACAUCCGCCACAGGCCAGGUGGUGGGCGUGUGAAAAUUGAGAGUGUGAAACUGGAUUUCAAAGAAAAGGCCCAAGCUAAAGUUGGUUCACUUGACAAUGCUCACCACGUACCUGGAGGUGGUAAUGUCAAGAUUGACAGCCAAAAGUUGAACUUCAGAGAGCAUGCUAAGGCCCGUGUGGACCACGGGGCUGAGAUCAUUACGCAGUCCCCAGGCAGAUCCAGCGUGGCAUCCCCCCGACGACUCAGCAACGUCUCCUCUUCUGGAAGCAUCAACCUGCUCGAAUCCCCCCAGCUUGCCACCCUGGCCGAGGAUGUCACUGCCGCACUCGCUAAGCAGGGCUUGUGAAUAUUUCUUGUUUAGCAUUGAAGUAAUACUAUUUAGGCAUGAGCUCUUGGCAGGAGUGGGCUCUGAGCAGGUGUUAUAUUCAUUCUUUACAAACCAUAAAAUAAAUAAUCUCAUUCCCAAA